GGGCUUCCGUCCUCCUCCGCGCAGGCGCCCGCGGCACUUCCGGGGUCGCGUCGGGGCGGGCGGGGGCGCCGGGAGUCGCGGGAUGCCGGUGCGCGGCGCCGCGCAGCUCUCCCGCAGAAUCGGGCAGAAAAAGCGACUGCUGGAGGCAGAAGAGCCCGGGAGUGACCUGCACGGAGCUCCAACGCCCUCCCCUACGGAGCCCCGCUUGGGGCAGCCUGCCUCCCUGGGCCCCCAGCGCAGCGUCUACUUCUCAAGCCCAAAAAGCCGCUCUGCACGGCUGGGAUCGGAGUUUUUCGACCAACCUGCUGUCGCCCUGGCACGGGCAUUUCUGGGACAGGUGCUGGUUCGACGGCUGGAUGACGGCACAGAGCUCCGCGGCCGCAUCGUGGAGACGGAGGCAUACGUGGGGCCAGAGGAUGAAGCCGCGCACUCUAGGGGUGGCCGGCAGACCCCGCGCAACCGUGGCAUGUUCAUGAAGCCGGGCACUCUCUACGUGUACGUCAUCUAUGGCAUGUACUUCUGCAUGAACGUCUCCAGCCGAGGGGACGGGGCGUGUGUCCUGCUGCGAGCCCUGGAGCCCCUGGGGGGCCUGGAGACCAUGCGGCAGCUUCGAAGCGCCCUCCGCAAGGGCACCGUGGGCCGAGCCCUCAAGGACCGCGAGCUGUGCAGCGGCCCCUCCAAGCUGUGCCAGGCCCUGGCCAUCGACAAGAGCUUCGACCAGCGGGACCUGGCCGCCGACACAGCUGUGUGGAUGGAGCACAGCGCCCCGGGGACCAGGGAGCCCGCUGUGGUGGCGGCAGCCCGCGUGGGCAUCGGCCAGGCAGGAGAAUGGGCCCAGAAGCCCCUGCGCUUCUAUGUCCGGGGCAGCCCCUGGGUCAGCGUGGUGGACAGAACGGCUGAGCAGAACACACAGAGCGGGCCCGCAGUGAGCGUCUGCGCCCACGAGGCUUUUUAAUUCUGUAAAAACCCAAUAAACACUUUAUGUCUAGAAAA
Molecule: messenger RNA, 993 nt
Organism: Mustela erminea (ermine)
Lineage: Eukaryota; Metazoa; Chordata; Mammalia; Carnivora; Mustelidae
Gene: MPG
Product: N-methylpurine DNA glycosylase
Exons: 4
Coding region: 83-955 (290 amino acids)
Biological process (GO): base-excision repair
Molecular function (GO): DNA binding; alkylbase DNA N-glycosylase activity
Source: RefSeq, a predicted model, not a curated record